CUACCUGCCUCACGUACCGCUCGACGUACGCGACCAGCUCCUGGGAUUCUCCUGACAAGUACAGUAUUCUACACUAAUAUACAGGCAAGCUACACCCCUACAGGACGUAGAUCAUUGAGAAAAUCAAAUAUGGCAGCUAAUAAAGCGAAUACUCCUUUCGAUUUUAAUGAGCAUCAGCAUAUCCGUUACAAUCCCCUGAAGGGCGAAUGGGUCCUUGUAUCACCACAUCGCAUGAAACGACCCUGGAAAGGUCAAGUAGAGAAACCUACAGAGCAGAAUAUCCCGAGGCAUGACCCCAAGAACCCGCUGUGUCCUGGAGCAACCAGGGCUCAUGGGGAUGUUAAUCCAGACUACCAGAGCACCUUUUUGUUUGAGAAUGACUUUCCUGCUCUUCUACAAGAAGGAGCCCCAACACCCGGUACAAAUGAGCAUCAUCUCUUGAAAUGUGCUCCUGCAGUUGGAACAUGUCAGGUGAUGUGUUUUCAUCCUUGGUCAGACAUCACUCUCCCUCUCAUGUCAUUGGACCAAAUCAGGACAGUGAUUGACAAGUGGGCGGAGCUUAUCACAGAUUUUGGUGCUAAAUACAAAUGGGUUCAGAUCUUUGAAAACAAAGGAGCUGUGAUGGGAUGCUCUAAUCCUCACCCUCAUUGUCAGAUGUGGGCGAGUAACUUCAUGCCCAAUGAGCCGAGGAUAAAGGACGUUUAUCAGAGGGAUUAUCUAAAGGAACAUGGGACACCACUUCUGCUGGAUUAUGUCAAAUUAGAGGCAGAAAAGAAGGAGAGGAUAGUAGUUGAAAACCAGACAUGGAUGGCUGUCGUACCUUACUGGGCUACAUGGCCGUAUGAGACAAUGCUGUUACCACGGCGACAUGUCCUCCGACUGCCAGACCUGACUAAUGAGGAGAGGAAUGAUCUGGCAGACAUCACAAAGCGUCUGCUCAUCAAAUAUGACAAUCUCUUUGAGACCAAUUUCCCGUACUCCAUGGGCUGGCAUGGUGCUCCAACAGGGGAGGAUGUCAGUAAAGACAACAGCCAUUGGCAGCUCCAUGCUCUGUACUACCCCCCUCUUCUACGUUCAGCUACAGUCAAGAAGUUCAUGGUUGGAUAUGAGAUGUUGGCCCAAGCACAGAGAGAUCUCACGGCUGAACAGGCUGCUCAGAAGUUAAGGGCACUUCCCGAUGUCCAUUAUAAGUUAAAGGACCAAUCGGUCAACAACUCGGACCAAUGAUAGCCAUCCAAGGGACUUCUUGUGCAACUCUUCAUUAUCCACUUAAGCGUUUUUUCAAAGCAAUAUGGUAUUACUAACAAGUGCAAUACUUAUUGCAGAAAGAUUAUUGGCAUGGCUUGAAAGGGUUCUGUAGUGUUUGGUGACAUAGUGUUGAACUUAGGAUGUUGCGACCUUGCGACUAAGUCUGCCUAGGUCAGUGUGCUGUAUCUGCAUGGGUGUUGAUAUGUUGCUCAUCAAAUAGGACAUGCAAUGAUAAAAGAGAGGGAUUGGAAUCUGAGUCAAACUAUCAGAAAAUGUUUUAGGCUUCAAAUUGUAGUUGUCUGCAUCAAAACCCCAAUGUGAGUUAAAUGAAGGCUCCAUUGCAAUAUGACAGGGUUUCUUUUUGUUCCUUGUAAUUGUACUCCAAAUCAUAUGAGGGUUUAAAAUAAGAUGACACCAUGUGAGACCUUUAUAAAUAUUGAAUCAACUGUGAUGUUUUAUUUGAAGUCAUUCUGUAAGGUGUGCGGACAUAGGGCUUCCCUACAUAUGAAUGAAAUCCCGAACAAUAAAAAACACUUUAUUGUACAAAUCCAUUAUAUCAGUUGUUAAAAGGAGUUACGAAGGCAAUAAUAGGGAGUUUUUGCUUUCAUGAUGCAUGACAGAUUCAACAACUUGUUAAAAUGCCUGUCCAAUACCAAUGAAGAGCUGGGAGGUCUUUGUCGAAAAUUGGCCAACCAGAACAGCAGUUUCCUCUUAAAAUUUCUGGGAUGAUGAAAAAUUGCGAGUAUGUCGUUUUUCCAGAAUCCAGAAUUUAACUGCUUUCUGAUUCACCAAUUUUUGACAAACAACUUCUUGGUUUGUUCAUUGUCAUGAAGGGAAAUUGACAAUAGAUUUUGUAAGUUUUUUAUCCAUCAUGCUUUCGUGGAAGUGAAAACUCCCUAGUACCUUUAAUAGCAUCAGCAGGGGCCCGUUGCAGAAAGAGUUGCAAUCGAUCGCAACUCUAAAAAUCAUGCGCAACUUGAUUUUCAACCAAUCAACA
Messenger RNA from Lytechinus variegatus (green sea urchin), 2245 nucleotides. RefSeq names its product galactose-1-phosphate uridylyltransferase-like. The transcript is spliced from 11 exons. The record is from RefSeq and is a predicted model, not a curated record. Gene Ontology annotation, biological process: beta-D-galactose catabolic process via UDP-galactose, Leloir pathway. Lineage: Eukaryota; Metazoa; Echinodermata; Echinoidea; Temnopleuroida; Toxopneustidae. Gene Ontology annotation, molecular function: UDP-glucose:hexose-1-phosphate uridylyltransferase activity; zinc ion binding. Bases 130 to 1227 code for a protein of 365 amino acids. Gene Ontology annotation, cellular component: cytoplasm.